AGUAGGUCCACUUUUGAAGCAACCAAAUGAACAUGCAUCGCGGCGUCGGUCUCGCUGCUUUUGACAAAGAACAACUAUCACAGCGUUUUGCAGAACUGUCUUCAGAGCUCUCGAAAACUCAGGUCGAUAAUCUACAGUCACAACUAACACAAUUCCGAACUGCCCUGUCGCACUUCGCAACGACACACAGAGAUUCAAUUCGUAGCGAUCCAGCUUUUCGUCAUGCAUUUCAGCAAAUGUGCUCGUCGAUUGGCGUAGACCCCCUCGCUGGACCAAGGAAGGGUGGCUGGUGGGCAGAAAUGCUUGGGAUGGGCGAUUGGCAGUAUGAGCUGGGAGUUCAGAUAGUAGACGUGUGCGUAAGCACAAGGGAGAGAAACGGGGGCGUGAUAGAAAUGGGGGAGCUUGUACGUAUGGUCAGCAAGCUGCGCGGCGUCGAGAGUGGUGUCAUUACAGAGGAAGAUGUUCUAAGAAGCAUCAAGACACUUCAACCGCUCGGCGCUGGAUACGAAGUGCUUGACGUUGGUGGUGGAAAGAAGAUGGUGAGAAGCGUGGUCAAGGAACUAGAUGCAGAUCAGGCUGUAAUUCUUGCGGAAGCACAAGUAGAAGGAGGAUGGAUUGUUGAAGCAAUCCUGGAGAACCGUCGAGGAUGGACGGGAGAACGUGCUCGAGCUGCUCUGGAGAACAUGCUUCUUCGAGAUGGCCUUUGCUGGCUGGAUUCUCAAGACGAGCACUAUGGGCAAGCCUAUUGGAUUCCGUCUGCCAUGCGUUGGGACGAGUAAUUCUAUUGCUCACCAAGAAAGUUCAAUUGCAAUCGAAUCGGAUAACCGCUUGAUCAGAGGCUCGAUCGUCGAUAUCCGUACUACCGCCUCCUACAUUUCGGUCGAAAGGACGCGGAGUAUAUUCGGCGUAGAAGCAUGCACUCGUGACUUUAAAGCGUUUCACAUGGUGUUGGAUGACGUAGACUAUGCAACACGCGAAACGAAGACAAGACAGGGAACAUACAUAUCAUGUCCUUCGCAAUGAUAGGCUGGUUGAGAAACUUUCUCGCAUAACACUUUCGUUGUUCUGCCAUUAUCCAUGGGUACUGACUCUCCCGUAACCCUGAUCAUGUGGCGUUGUUCAGAGUAUAUGGGGUUUGGUGGGCUCUUCUGAGCAGCACGGCUGUCGCAUACUUAUAGUUUGUUGUCAUUUUUUCAUUGACA
Suillus fuscotomentosus is the source of this 1202-nucleotide messenger RNA. RefSeq names its product EAP30/Vps36 family-domain-containing protein. Lineage: Eukaryota; Fungi; Basidiomycota; Agaricomycetes; Boletales; Suillaceae. Gene Ontology annotation, cellular component: ESCRT II complex. The transcript has 2 exons. The record is from RefSeq and is a predicted model, not a curated record. Bases 27 to 779 code for a protein of 250 amino acids. Gene Ontology annotation, biological process: protein transport to vacuole involved in ubiquitin-dependent protein catabolic process via the multivesicular body sorting pathway.